This is a messenger RNA of Drepanopeziza brunnea f. sp. 'multigermtubi' MB_m1, 585 nucleotides long. The record is from RefSeq and is a predicted model, not a curated record. NCBI's taxonomy places the organism in Eukaryota, Fungi, Ascomycota, Leotiomycetes, Helotiales, Drepanopezizaceae.
AUGUCAGCGAGAACGUCCCAGAGGAGAGAUUACCAUAUUGUGGUUCUUGGUGCCGCGCAAUUCGUGCAGAAUGUGUGGAUUGAGAGUUAUGACCCGACGAUAGAAGACUCGUACCGAAAACAGAUCGAGGUGGAUGGACGGCAAUGCAUGUUGGAAAUAGAGCUCUACAUGAAAAGCGGCCAAGGAUUCCUGCUCGUCUUCUCGAUUACGAGCCAGAGCAGUCUAGUAGAGCUCUCCGAACUCCGCGACCAGAUCAUCCGCAUCAAAGACGACGAGAACGUGCCGAUUGUCAUCGUCGGCAACAAGUCCGACCUGGAGGAGGACCGGGUGGUGACGAGGAGCCGAGCAUUUGCGGUGAGCCAGAGCUGGGGCAACGCGCCGUACUACGAGACCUCGGCCCGGAGGAGAGCAAACGUGGACGAGGUGUUUAUCGAUCUGUGCCGGCAGAUCAUCCGCAAAGAUAAUACGGCGACGGCGAUUAUCGACCAGGAGAUGGUCUACGCGCACGGCAGCAGGAAAUCACAUGGUGGCUACGGACAGCGGCGCAUGAGGGCUAGGAGGAACAAGCAGUGUUUUAUUUUAUAA